AAUAUAAAAUUUAAAAUUUAGUCGACUUUAAUAUAAAAUUUUGGACACUGGACCUAGAAAUAAAACUAAAAUUGAUCAAGUUUUUGAUAAUAAUCGGCAAACAAGUUAUAACCAGUAAUCAGACAGCGAUGGCAUCGGAUAAUUGGUCUCAAGUUUGUUCACAAUUGCAAAGCGGUAACUAUAAGACAGUUCGUCUUCAAGACUCAAAAAUACGAUUAUUUUUUGGAGACAAUUAUUAUACAUUCACUUUGGGUGACAUAAGAAGCCUACAAACGAACCAAAUAUCGGAUCUCUUUCCCUAUGAUUUGAGUCCAAUUCAAGAAUGUUUCGAAAACAACGGCAAAACAUAUUAUAUAAGACAGAACCGACUGAUUGAAUAUAACGGUGCAAAUAUCGGACAAUCGCGGAGUUGGAAUCCAAAUCAGCCGACUAUCUCAUGUGUUGCCAUUAGAAUAAAUGGUUAUACCGUCGGCUUCUUUGUUCCGCCGAAUUCAUACAACUCGAUGUCCGGUCAGAGUAUGUCGUCCGCAAACAACAUACAAGUAAUAGCUUACGGCAGCAGUUCAUCCGUUUCAAUGUCCAACUAUAACGGUAAUCAACGAUUAAUAUACAAUGGAUGGCAAAUUCCCACUCAAUUCAACGCUUUCGUCGCCAAUUCAGACCAAUCGUUGACCUUCUUUAAUGGCAAUAAGUAUUGUAUUGUCUAUAAAAACGAUAACUCAAAUGGCUUUGUCUGGAGAGACGUCACCGCAUUGUUUGGCUGUUAAAAGGCAUCAAAUUAUUAAACAUUUGUUAUGAAAAUUAAUCACAUUUUUAUUUGUAAUUUAAUUUCAUUAUUAUUAAUAAUAAUAUUCUUAGAAAACAAA
Molecule: messenger RNA, 866 nt
Organism: Oppia nitens
Lineage: Eukaryota; Metazoa; Arthropoda; Arachnida; Sarcoptiformes; Oppiidae
Exons: 2
Coding region: 129-767 (212 amino acids)
Source: RefSeq, a predicted model, not a curated record